Molecule: messenger RNA, 6185 nt
Organism: Paralichthys olivaceus (Japanese flounder)
Lineage: Eukaryota; Metazoa; Chordata; Actinopteri; Pleuronectiformes; Paralichthyidae
Source: RefSeq, a predicted model, not a curated record
UCUGGUAGGUCCACGAUGGUACAGCCAGCAUCUUGCAGCACAAUGGUUGCAAGGUGGUGAGCUGUGGGAAGAGAGAGAGACAGAGAGAGUGAUUCAGCAUCAGCGAACCUGGGCUGCGUCCACCUCUGCUCCUUUUGCCUUUAGACAUAUAUUUUUUUAUAUAUGAAUUCUCCAUCUUUCUGAUCGUCUGAAUCAAGCCUUUGGCACAGCUAUGGUCGCCGCCGCAUCACUGUCUCCCGUCGGGAUGUUUUGAGAAAGAAAAGGACCGUCACCGGACUGGGGAUCGUCAUCAGCUGGCACGGAAUGGUAUUUAUGAGCAGACAUUUCUUAUAUAACUGCAGCCAACCAAUCCUGGAUGUGAAGAUAGCCUUUUGUCAGGGUUUUGGAAAACAAGUGGAUGUGUCAUAUAUUGCCAAGCAUUACAACAUGAGCAAGAGCAAAGUGGACAACCAGUUCUACAGUGUGGAAGUGGGAGACUCCACCUUCACAGUUUUAAAACGUUACCAGAAUUUAAAGCCCAUCGGCUCUGGAGCUCAGGGAAUUGUCUGUGCGGGUUACGAUGCGGUUCUGGACAGAAAUGUAGCCAUCAAGAAGCUGAGCAGACCCUUCCAGAACCAGACCCAUGCCAAGAGGGCAUACCGGGAGCUGGUGCUCAUGAAAUGCGUCAAUCACAAAAAUAUCAUCAGUUUAUUAAAUGUCUUCACACCACAGAAAUCAUUAGAGGAAUUCCAGGAUGUGUACCUAGCAAUGGAGCUGAUGGAUGCCAACCUGUGCCAGGUGAUACAGAUGGAGCUUGACCAUGAGAGAAUGUCCUACCUGCUCUACCAGAUGCUGUGUGGUAUCAAACAUCUGCACUCAGCUGGCAUUAUUCACAGGGAUCUCAAACCAAGCAAUAUAGUGGUGAAGUCAGACUGCACCCUGAAGAUCCUGGACUUUGGUCUAGCCAGGACCGCGGGCACAAGCUUCAUGAUGACCCCUUAUGUGGUGACUAGAUACUACAGAGCCCCUGAGGUUAUCCUGGGCAUGGGAUACAAAGAGAAUGUGGACAUAUGGUCGGUGGGGUGCAUUAUGGGAGAAAUGGUGCGCCACAAAAUCCUUUUCCCUGGCCGGGACUACAUCGACCAGUGGAACAAGGUGAUCGAGCAGCUGGGCACGCCCUCACCGGAGUUCAUGAAGAAGCUUCAGCCCACGGUGAGGAACUACGUGGAGAACCGGCCAAAGUACGCAGGCCUCACCUUCCCCAAGCUCUUCCCCGACUGCCUUUUCCCUGCCGACUCUGAGCACAACAAACUCAAAGCUAGCCAGGCCAGAGACCUUCUGUCUAAGAUGUUGAUCAUUGACCCGGCUAAACGGAUAUCUGUGGACGAGGCUUUACAGCACCCCUACAUCAACGUGUGGUACGACCCGGCUGAGGUGGAGGCGGCCAGAGAUCUCAUCCAAAUAUCCAUGGUAAAUAACAACCGCCCUACAUCAGAAAAGAAAGAAAGAAAAGUGACUCCUCUGUGGGUUUAUGAAGAACUCAUCUACAAAGAGGUGAUGAACUUUGAGGAGAGAACGAAGAAUGGCGUAGUGAAGGGACAGCCUUCACCUUCAGGUGCAGCCGUGAACAGCAGCGAGAGCCUCCCUCCCUCCUCCUCUAUCAACGACAUCUCCUCCAUGUCCACCGACCAGACCCUGGCCUCAGACACUGACAGCAGCCUGGAGACCUCCGCAGGACCCCUGGGGUGUUGCAGGUGACUAGCCGCCUGCCUGCGCAACCCCAUGUUCUUCCGGAGGUGAAGAACCCAACGACCGAAACGAAAAAAAGAAAAAGAAAAAAAAGAGUAAAGAUCAAUAUUAAUAUAUUAAGAGCAAAAAAGUUAUGGGAUCUGAAAUGAUGAAAUCUAAAAGCCUGUGCAUUGUCAUUCAAAAACAGCAGUGGUUAUUUAAACUGAAGUAAACGAGCUGAGGUGUAUGUUAAUGAUUCUCUAGUUGCUUUGCUUAUAUUACCCAAAUAUCUUGUAUAUGGCAUCCGAACAAAACGACCAAACGCUUCGACUGGCAUCUUCAAAGUGCAAAGUGCAUAUUGGCUGGCUGCUGGUCUCCCAACUCCUUACAAAAGCAUUUAUGCUCCAGUCAUUGUGGCAAGGUGGGCUGCCCAUUGUGCUCAUCGCUAAUGUACAAUACAAACCCCAUUCUCCUUUUACCCCCCUCUCUCCCCACCCGGCCCUUAUGUAACGACACUGCUGUAUUUCAACCCCCCACCCGACACAAUCCCUAAUGUAAGGUUGCCUGAAUUUGCGUGUUUGUAUGUGGUUACUCUGCAGGGAUAUGUAGUCACUCUCACCCAGAGCGACGCCACCCCCCUGUGAUACUUGUAAAUAAUGUAAUUCUGUACAGCUGAAGGGCACACAGAGUGGGACUGACGGCCAGUACACUGGGAGUUUCGGUUUGUUUUUGUUUUAACUUCAUUUUUCAGACUAUAGCGCACCUUGCCACAUCACCGCUUUCCACCUCAGUUGCCCCCCUGCCUAUCGCUGUAGUCCUGCAUGAUUAGAUUUAAAACAAUGCUAAUCUCACUGUAUGCUAAAAAUGAGUCUGCAUAGAGACUUUUGUUUAUAUAUAAUGUAAAACUAACACAACUCCAAGAUAUGUGGUGGGAGGGUGUGUGUGUGUGUGUGUGUGUGAGUGUGUGUCACUGAGGCUACAUCCACACUACUGUGUUUCUGUUGGCCACAUUGUAGUUUAGAGCUACUAAAAUGAAGAAGUUUGGGAACACUGCUCACUCCGUUUGAGUUUUAAAACUCCGGGGCAACGUUUUUAAUCUGGACGGAUAGAAACUAAUCUGAUAAUUCGUCGGGCUCCUGUCACAUGACCCCCUUCCAGAAGAAAACAAUCGGCAUCAGCCUCAGUGUGGAACCAGUGUAGAACACAACAUGGAUAAUCAAUUACAAGCUUUGCUGACCCUGUUGUCUUUGCACCCAGCUGUUGCGCAGUUAAAUUCUGCAUCGGCAUGUGCAUGCCCAGUGCACGAGAGUGGUCACGUGAUAUGUGGGUUUUUUUUGGACGGGGAUUAAUUCUGGAGCCAAAACACUUGUGUGGACAGUGAUUGUCAAAUGAAAACGUAGUCAUGUGGAUGUAGCCUCAGACUUUGAUAAAUGUCAGGCCUGCGUUUGGACUCAAAAGGGUCAUUACAGUCCCAAACAAAUGAUUUGUGCGUUACGCCCCUUUUUUAUCCUUGGCAGCAUAAGAUUGGCCCCCCCACUACUCCUGUCAUGUCAUUGUGAACCAUUAACCCCUCAUAGGCACAGGAGGUUGGUCUAUAUUCCACUGUGGUGCCACCACUCUCGUAUUAUUUGACUCUUUGAAACACAGAACUCUUUCAGAAGGAGAAACGAGUGACGCGGUCGGUAGUUUGAAGGCGGCUGAUGAGUGUUAACCUCGUAGCAAGGACUUUUGAUUUCAUAUCCUGCCACGCCCCACAAAAACACGUGCUGUGUUUUUCAUAAAAAGGGAACUGAUAGAGGCAGCCCAUGUUUUAUUUCUCAGUUGGGAGAUUUAUUUAUUGAUUUAUUGAUUUAUUUUAACAGUUGGAACAUGAGUAUGGCAAGUGCCUUUUAGAAUGAAGCAUUGCAGGUGCAGGAAGUGUUAUUUUUUGGGGGGGGUAUAUUUGUUUUCCACUGCUUCUUCUUUUUCUGCCUUAAAACUUAUCGUAGUCCACAAAACCACCAGAACUUUGGUGUGGGAAACUAAGAAAGAACACUUUUUAUUGCCACUUGAAUUUAGUGUGUGAUUGCUUUCCUUAUAGCUUAUGACAAAUCCAGUGCUUAUGCUAGUUUUUAUCCACAUCAUGGAAGGUUUGCUGUCGUCUUACAUUUUCCAUUUUUAGUUCUGCAAAUAUUAGCCAGUUCCCAUGAAACAGGGAGAUCAGAUUUUCUCAAAAUGGGACAACUCACUAAGUCACAUCUGACCUUUUAUAAAAAUCUAUUUUAUUUCAGAGAGAGGGUGUACAGUGUGUUAGAAUCAAAAGACACAGUAUCCUCACCUAUCUAUCUACUGUAUUUCUCUAUUUCACGUGUCACAACAAGGCUUCCAGCUGCAGUUAAGGUCUUGCUGGGCACUUGAUUUGUCACUUGUUCAUUUGUGUGCAUAGCAUAUUUAUUCUUCGUUUAAAAGGAAUGAGGGAAGAUUUUGUUGUUAUUAUUUUUGGGUUUUCACAGCCAUAUUUCAUGUUUCUUUGCAGGUUUAUGCGAGAGCAGUGCUGCGUUACAAAAUGAUAUUUUACGAGGAGAGAACUAACAUCGGUGAUCUAUGUUUGAAUAAGAGAAGAAACAGAUUACUUUCUGCUUCAUGCAAAUUUCCAUCAAAGAUUAGAUUACCUGUUUUGUAGUGUUAUCACUUGUCAAUCUGGUAAAAUGACAAUAUACAAAAAUUAAGUGCACUCUCGUUGGGUCUUACACUGUCUCUUAAUAAAGUGCAUACCUCCGCCAAGGCCCUUUGAAUCAAGCAGAACCAAACUGCACACACUCAUAUAUAUCAGUCCCAUUAAUAUGCAUUUUUCUCAUCAAGAUCCCAUGAAUUAUUCCCUGGGAAAAUUGGGAAAAUGUUGGAGGCAGUGAAAUAAAUUCCUGAAUCCACCCCCUGAUUUGGAUCUUCACCAAAAUUUACCCUGACCCAUAUCGCAUCCUUCCCUAAAGUUUUGUGGGAAUCCGCUCAGUUGUUGUUGUGUAAUCUUGUUCACAAACAAACAAAUAUACAAACCAACAAAGAAAGGGAUAGAUUUGACAACAUAAACUCCCUGGCGGAGGUAACAUAGGCCCAUGUUUACUUUAAACACCAUUUAUCAUCAUAUUUCAGUCUCAGCGGUGACGUCCUCGAGGAGAUGUGGUGACAUCACUGCUGAGGUGGUCAUUUCUUGCACUUUCACGUAGUCUAGCCGUACCUCUGUGAUCUCGGGCUGAGCCGCUGUGUGCUUGCCACAAAGCUCACAGACCCAAUUCCAAAUGGCUACUUUGUUAACACUCACUCUGCCUGUGCCUCGUGUACAGUGAACCACGCACAGACUCACGCACGUAACUGAGGGCGGGCGUCUCCAGGAUAAAGCUACAGGCUAUAGCUUGGCUUCGUGUUCAGGGUCUCGGCCAGGGCAAUGUGUCAAAACAGGGUGCAGCUUUGAAAUUCUUUGUGCUUUGAAAAAAAAAAUUGUCCUCAAUUUCUCACAAAGGGGUCUUUAGUGUUUGAGUCCGGCCCCCCUGCCGCCACAAACACUAUAUGCUAUACAGGGCAUUUUAAACCGGCCCGAUGACACUCUUCUCUUUACUAUCUGUACAUGUUCUGGUCAAACAAAAAGUGAAACAUAAAAAUGAUUUUUUCGUUCUUUUUCUCUGAAUGUGAACUUUCUUACUUUUUCUAAGACACCCCCUCAGACUAUUCUGUUGUAAUAAAAAGGUGCUUUUGUGCCUGAAGCUGAAACGAGUCAGACACAGAAGCUGCCGGGUUGUCGAGCACUGAAUGUAGAGAUGAAUACGUUUCACGAUGACACACAUCAAUGUGUACGUGUGUGUGCAUAUGUGAUUUUAAAUUAACCAGCAUUCAACUCAAACUGUCUGGAUUUUACUGAACUUUUCUUUUCUUUCUGACCAUGACUUCUGUGUGAUUGGUUUAAAGAAUGUUGAUCGGUGCAGUCAUGUGUUUGAAAGUAGUCCAUGUAUGCAUUUAUGUUCAGUCACAAUAACUUAGAAUUAGACACGUGUCAGCUACAGUAGCUGUUCAUUAAUUUACGUCACAAAGGUCUCACGUGGAUUCAGGAUCCAUUCAUUUGUAACAUGGCGACGGCCGACACGUCAUUCAGACACAAUAUUCUCACCAGUGUGAAAAGUCAGGAUGCAUCUUGUACUCGGUACUCGUGAUUCCCAGCUCAUUGGAUUCCACUUCUUUCUUUUCUUUCAAAGUCACAUUGUAAAUAACAACGAUACAACAAUGCAAUAAACACGUUAUUGCACUCAAGACAGGGAGGCGAGCUACUGCGAAGGGUCGGGUGAUGCAGAGAAUGUUUUAGUCUUAAAUGUGGAACUCUACGAUGAUGAAACCCUGUAUAGCUCAUCUGAAUCAGGUGACGUUGUUCUUUAAGGAUUCCUUCUCUCUUGUUUCUUUUACGCCGUGCUGUUUUAAUGAACCAUUCUCUUGACAUUGUCAGGUUAUUGAAA